AGAAAUCAGCUUUUAUCAGCCUUAUAGGCGCAUAUUCACACGAAACAUGAUGAUAUGUUGCCAAGUAUCAACACCAGAUGAUGUAAGACAAGACCAGACAGUCCCUUUCCCUUCCUGAUACUGGGGAAAUUUCAGCAUGAACUUGCGGUUUUAUUUCAAGAUUGCAACUAACAAUUACAAGAAUCAGAUUGCCGAGCUGGUCCUAAUACUAUGAGAGUUGGCUUUGCCGGGGAGACCGAAAAGGCAAACACAUGGACCAAGUCUGGUUCAAUGUAUAAAAGUGGAAGACGUGCCAUGGCAUAUGGCACAAGAGGACUGGUAGAUGGGUUAAGAGGUCAUAAUCUGUAACAAAAUUGAAAAACAAGUGUAGCAGACACAACCAAAUCUGCAAACGUAAGAUGGGUUAGUCUCUUCUGAGAAGAGAAUAUUGAAUUACGGAGGUCGAGGGAUUUUGAGGUUUAUUAAACCAAAAAUACAAGCCCAAGUGUUCAUCUUCUAACACAGUUUAUUAGAAUAAACAAGGGUCUAAAAUGAUGACUCUUCAAAUAACAUAACCACUGGCGUUGUCUGAUUUGGACCAAGACUACAUUAGACAUAGACUCUUCAACCAAAACCAAAAGCAAAAAGGUUAAAGCUUAGCUAACUAGCAAAAUUUCUUGAUUAAAUCAAAUCUACCUUAGCUUAAUAUUACCUCCAUGCUCAUGUUUUUCUACCCUCAUUCCAACAACCUCUGAUCUUUUUUAUCUGUAAGGAUUCGUUUUCUAUUAUAGGUUUUGAGAUUAUGAUCAUCAUAAAUACCUCAAAAUAUGUCAAGAAUCAUUUGCUUCACAAAUAUCUCAAUACUCCUGUUGUGAUUAGCCGAUGAAUAACUAUCUAACAUGGCAAGUAUCGCAUACAGAGAUCAAGAGCUAGAAGAGAGCUUCUCAUUCAGCAGCUGCUAUGACUUCAACUCCUCAUCAUUCCAGUCCAUUUUCUCCGAUGAAAGCGACGAUGAAUCCUACAUUGAGAUAGCCAUUGAACAGAAGAAUUAUCAUGGAGAUAUUGAUGACCGGGCUGAUGAGGAAAUGGAGCUCCGUAUAUCAUUUUCUUCUAGCGUUCCCUUCCAAGAACCCUCCACCACAACAACCAGCAUUGAGUACGAGUCUCCUGCGACAAUGUCAAAGUCUCCAUCGUCAUCAACAACAAAAACAACAACAUUCACUAUGAACUCUUCUUCUCCUUCCAAGGAGGGUGAUCAAUUGGAUACUCAAACGGGGUCCAAGGCUUCUAAUUCUAAUUGUAGAAUCCAAAAGACCAUUAAAAGGAAGGCUCAGUUUCCUAAAGUUAACGGUUUUCUCAAUAUGUUAAAGCCCAGUUUAACGGUAUCAUCAGAGGCCAAUAAUGAAAAUGGCCGUCCGGCUAACAGCAAUCACUUGGAGCUUGUACGCCCCAGCACGAUGAAAGGAUCGAAGGAAACAGCAAUGAACAGCAGUGGCAUCAUGAUGAAGUUCUUGGUCAAGUUUCGAACCUUGAGAAUUCGGACUUUGCUCGCAUCAUUUAUGAAGUCUCGCCAAGAAAUUAACUUUCCCCGAGAAAAGAAAAACAUUGGGACAUAUCAGACGUUAAUAAAGCCUUUUGACAACUGGUUAGUGCGAAAAGGACAAGGCAGCGGCAGCAACUCGAACAACCCUUUCGGAAAUGGUGACAGGUCAAGAGUUAUGGAGAAGAACUUGGAUGCAAUUAGAGGAGUUUUGGAAGCAAUGAGUACUAGCAUUGGUGGGAAAGAUAGAAAAUCUAAAAGUUGUCCAAGUUCCACAAAAUCCUCCCCAACUCACCUGGGUUUCUCUAGUGGAAAUCAGAAUCACAAAAUAUGUGGUCAGGACAACUCAAUCCAGGCUGCUAUUGCUCAUUGCAAGAGAUCAUUAGGCCCAAAUAUUUUGUGAUUUUAUUUUUAAAUUUCUCCUUUCUGCAUCUUGAAAUUCAUGUACAGAAUCACCAGCUUGAUUUAACAAAACAAUGUGUUCUCCAUAUCCGAGAUGUUCAUGGUUUUGACGUUAA
Populus euphratica (Euphrates poplar) is the source of this 2037-nucleotide messenger RNA. RefSeq lists its product as uncharacterized. The record is from RefSeq and is a predicted model, not a curated record. The transcript is spliced from 2 exons. Bases 879 to 1922 code for a protein of 347 amino acids. Lineage: Eukaryota; Viridiplantae; Streptophyta; Magnoliopsida; Malpighiales; Salicaceae.